Messenger RNA from Colletotrichum truncatum, 1041 nucleotides. Its product is annotated as Sphingolipid C4-hydroxylase SUR2. Lineage: Eukaryota; Fungi; Ascomycota; Sordariomycetes; Glomerellales; Glomerellaceae. Gene Ontology annotation, biological process: sphingolipid biosynthetic process. Gene Ontology annotation, molecular function: sphingolipid delta-4 desaturase activity; iron ion binding. Gene Ontology annotation, cellular component: endoplasmic reticulum membrane. The record is from RefSeq and is a predicted model, not a curated record.
AUGACACGCAACCAAACCACAUUCGACUAUGAGGCUUUCCUCACGCCCCCAAAACAUGGAAUUGAAUCGCCCCAGCCGCCGCGUACGCUCUUGGGCAUGGACGACGCGCGCGCCUCUGUCGUUGUCCCGUUGCUGGCCUACUGGGUUGUGUCAAUCUUCUAUGAGACGGCGCACUACAGCGGCUGGUUCGACAAAUACCGCGUCUACCCAACUGGCGAAGAGAAGCGGCGCAACCUCGUAACGCGCUGGGAGACGCUUCGCGUCGUAAUUGUCAUGCACGUCGUGCAACUCGUCUUUGGGCUCGUUAUGGCGAGCAUCCUCGAGCCUGCCGACGGCGCUGUGGCGGGGGUUUCAGUAUGGGGCCAGUUCGGCAGCGCUGAGUUCUUCGGGCUGGAGAUCAAGAGGCGCCUCCCGAAUGUAGCUUCAGUCUUGAGACCAGAGGCGCUGUGGAUGAUUUCUCACAGCUUUCGGUGGGCUUGGCUGGGCCUCCGCCAGCUCAUAGCCUUCUUCUUGUUUGACACUUGGGCGUACUGGGUGCACUACUUUGAGCAUAUGAUUCCGUUCCUCUACCGUCGCAUUCACUCCGUCCACCACUACAACUACAUUCCCUAUAGCUACGCCGCAUCCUACAACCACCCGAUUGAGGGAUUUUUCAAUGACAUACUCGGCUCUUAUCUUUCCAGCCGGCUAGUAGGUCUCAGCGACCGCGAGGCUAUGGUAUUCUUCGCAACGGCGAGCGUCAAGGCUGUAGAUGACCACGCCAGUCUGGAGCUGCCGUGGAACCCUCUCAAUCUUUGGGGCUAUAUCUUUGGCAACGGCAUGGUCCACCAUAACAUUCACCACCAAGUAUGGGGCCUCAAGGUAAGAAAACUAUCGUGCCCGCUGGUUCUACUAUGGCUUUUGCAGACCAACUAUGGCCUUUACUUCACCUUCUGGGACCGAGUGAACAACACCAUCUACAAAGGCAGCAGGCGGCUGUCUGAGGCAAAGGAGAAGUGGGCGGCACAGCAUAAGGAGGAGACUGAAAAGAAGGACAAUUAG